AUGCCUACAAAUACCUCUUCCCCUUCAUAUACCACCACCUCCACUUCGCCGACGACAACCCCCUCAUCCGUCUCAGUCGGCAAUGAAAGCUUUAUCACGAGUUCGACUACAAGCACCUCGAGUCCUCGAAGCAGCGAGGCGCUCUCGGCCACUCGACUCAACGACUGGCUGAGCCAGUCAUUCAAAGACGAGCCUUGGAACGCACUGAGGAGUGCACGAUCUUGA
Molecule: messenger RNA, 225 nt
Organism: Aaosphaeria arxii CBS 175.79
Lineage: Eukaryota; Fungi; Ascomycota; Dothideomycetes; Pleosporales
Exons: 2
Coding region: 1-225 (74 amino acids)
Source: RefSeq, a predicted model, not a curated record